Molecule: messenger RNA, 165 nt
Organism: Diceros bicornis minor
Lineage: Eukaryota; Metazoa; Chordata; Mammalia; Perissodactyla; Rhinocerotidae
Gene: PRCD
Product: photoreceptor disc component
Exons: 3
Coding region: 1-165 (54 amino acids)
Cellular component (GO): photoreceptor outer segment membrane
Molecular function (GO): opsin binding
Source: RefSeq, a predicted model, not a curated record
AUGUGCACCACCCUCUUCCUGCUUAGCACCUUGGCCAUGCUCUGGCGCCGCAGAUUCGCCAACCGGGUCCAACCAGAGCCCAGUGGAGUGAAGGAGGCAGUUAGGGGCAGCAGCUUGGAAAGAGACCUCCAGUCCUCAGGCAGCCUCAGCGGCUCCACUGCCUGA